This is a messenger RNA of Castor canadensis (American beaver), 2164 nucleotides long. The record is from RefSeq and is a predicted model, not a curated record. Lineage: Eukaryota; Metazoa; Chordata; Mammalia; Rodentia; Castoridae.
GCACAAUGAGACAGCGCUGAGCGCCGGAAGUGGGGCCGAAGGAAAACACGGAGAGGGAGCCCGGCCGGGACAGGAAGAGGCGGCGGACCGCGGCGGAGGUGGUGAGCGCUCCGGGCGCCUGGGCACCGCGUCCCUGCCAGACUCGCCUCUGGGCUGGGUCUCCGCUGGCUUCCCUGGUGUCCGGAGACGAGGUCGGGCCUGGCACCAGAGGUGCAAAGUAAGAAAGUUGAAGUCAAAGACCAUGGGCGAUGCAACAAAACCUUACUUUGUGAAGCGUACUAAAGACCGAGGAACUGUUGAUGACGAUGAUUUUCGAAGGGGUCACCCCCAGCAAGAUUAUUUAAUAAUGGACGAUUAUGCUAAAGGCCAUAGUAGUAAAGUGGAAAAGGGCCUUCCAAAAAAAAAGAUAACACCCGGAAACUAUGGAAAUACGCCCAGAAAAGGACCUUACUCUGUUUCCAACAAUCCAUAUGCAUUUAAAAACCCAAUUUACAGUCAGCCCGCUUGGGUGGAUGACAGCCACAAAGAUCAAAGUAAGAGGUGGCUCUCGGAUGAACUCACUGGUAAUUCAGACAGUUGGAGAGAAUACAAAGCUGGACGUAGAAUUCCUAUCACAAGCCGACCAAGAAAAGACUUGUUUCAGGAAAGUGAGGAUCGUUACAGAUGGCAAGAUGGAAGAGGCUGCAGAACUGUAAGACCACUGUUUCAUAAAGACCUAACAAGCCUAGAAACCAUGUCAGAAAUGGAAGCAGGAAGUCCUGAAAACAAGAAGCAACGCUCAAGACCUAGGAAGCCCCGGAGGAGUAGAAAUGAGGAAAAUGAACAGGACGGAGAGUUGGAAGGGCCUGUGAUUGACGAGUCUGUGCUUUCAGCAAAGGAGCUGUUAGGCCUGCAGCAGGCUGAGGAGCGGCUGAAGAGAGAUUGCAUUGACAGGCUGAAAAGGCGGCCACGGAACUGCCCUACAGCAAAGUACACCUGCAAACUCUGUGAUGUUUUGAUUGAGUCUGUUGCUCUUGCCCACAAACAUAUCAAAGAGAAGAGGCAUAAGAAGAACAUGAAGGAAAAACAGGAGGAAGAGUUGCUUACCACGUUACCCCCGCCAGCACCCUCCCAGAUCGAUGCAGUGGGCAUUGCCAUUGACAAAGUGGUGCAGGAAUAUGGCUUACACAGUGAGAACUUGGAACAGAGGCUGGAAAUCAAAUGUAUCAUGGAAGAUGUGUUCCAGCACAAGUUACCAGAUUGUUCUCUAAGAUUAUAUGGGUCUUCCUGUAGCAGAUUUGGUUUCAGAGAUUCGGAUGUAAACAUUGACAUUCAGUUUCCAGCCAUCAUGUCUCAGCCAGAUGUCCUCUUACUUGUUCAAGAAUGUUUAAAGAACAGUGACUCCUUUACUGAUGUUGAUGCAGAUUUCCAUGCUAGGGUGCCGGUGGUGGUGUGCAGAGAAAAGCAAAGUGGUCUUCUUUGUAAAGUGAGUGCAGGAAAUGAAAAUGCUUGUCUGACAACAAAGCACUUAACUGCCCUUGGAAAAUUAGAGCCAAAGCUGGUUCCUUUGGUGAUUGCAUUUAGAUAUUGGGCAAAGCUUUGCAGUAUAGACCACCCUGAAGAAGGAGGCCUGCCACCCUAUGUGUUUGCACUGAUGGCCAUUUUUUUUCUUCAACAGAGGAAAGAGCCUCUUUUGCCUGUUUAUCUAGGAUCCUGGAUUGAAGGAUUCUCAUUAAACAAACUAGGCAAUUUUAACCUUAAAGACAUUGAGAAAGACUUUGUGGUCUGGGAAUACAUGGAUAAUGCUGCUGGGGACAUAAACACAGCCAAAGAAGAGGCGCCGAAAGAAAUGCCAGUUAGGAGGGGACAGGUGCCUUUAAUAUUUGAUAUAAAACACCAGCCUUCAGUACCAGUUGGGCAGCUCUGGGUGGAAUUGCUGCGAUUUUAUGCUUUAGAAUUUAAUUUGGCUGAUUUAGUGAUAAGUAUCCGUGUCAAAGAAUCAAUAUCUCGGGAAUCAAAGGAUUGGCCCAAAAAACGCAUUGCCAUUGAAGGUAUCUCAAGAUGUUCAAUUCCCCCUAAUCCUCCUCCUCCCACCUUUUUUUUUUUUUUUUUUUUAAGUUGCCAGUCUAACAACAUGGUUUUUGUUUUAGGCUCUUUUCAGUUCCUACUUAUAGGAACUGAAAAG